AUGUUUAUUCUUACUACGAUCUCGGAUCUUAUUCAGAUUUCCCCAGAGGAUUUCUCUAAAUAUAGUUCUAUCGCCAUCGAGGACAACAUCAACGAAAAGUAUGCCAACAAAGUGAUCCAAAAGAUUGGUCUCUGCAUUGGCUUCUAUGACCUUUUAGAGUCAUCAGAUGGUUUGAUCGGCCAUGGGAACGGGCUCGUCAACGUGAACGUCAAGUUUCGGCUUAUUGUAUUUCGCCCAUUUAGAGGAGAAAUUGUGCUGGGCAAAAUCUCUAGCGCUACUGAACAUGGCAUAAAAGUUGGCGUGGAAUUUUUCAACGAUAUCCUCGUACCUCCAGACCUUCUUUUGGACGGUGCUAGAUUCGAUUACCAAGACCAGGUUUGGAUAUGGGAAAAUGAAGAGGGAACCUUCUAUUUUGAUGUAGGAGAGGUUGUCCGCUUUCGCGUCGAAAUGGAAGAAUGGCAUGACCAGAUCCCCAACGCCCCAGAUCUCGGAGAUGGUGCUGCGACUGAUCGCAAGCCACCAUAUUCAAUAAUCGUGCGUACAGGCCCACUGAUACCAUCUGCAGCCUUCUAA
Messenger RNA from Aspergillus versicolor CBS 583.65, 573 nucleotides. RefSeq names its product DNA-directed RNA polymerase III subunit RPC25. The record is from RefSeq and is a predicted model, not a curated record. NCBI's taxonomy places the organism in Eukaryota, Fungi, Ascomycota, Eurotiomycetes, Eurotiales, Aspergillaceae. Gene Ontology annotation, molecular function: DNA-directed RNA polymerase activity; DNA binding. The transcript is spliced from 6 exons. Bases 1 to 573 code for a protein of 190 amino acids. Gene Ontology annotation, cellular component: RNA polymerase III complex. Gene Ontology annotation, biological process: transcription initiation at RNA polymerase III promoter; DNA-templated transcription.